Echinops telfairi (small Madagascar hedgehog) is the source of this 1755-nucleotide messenger RNA. It is a transcript of the gene GNPNAT1, whose product is annotated as glucosamine-phosphate N-acetyltransferase 1. NCBI's taxonomy places the organism in Eukaryota, Metazoa, Chordata, Mammalia, Afrosoricida, Tenrecidae. The transcript is spliced from 6 exons. Gene Ontology annotation, molecular function: monosaccharide binding; glucosamine 6-phosphate N-acetyltransferase activity. Gene Ontology annotation, biological process: UDP-N-acetylglucosamine biosynthetic process. The record is from RefSeq and is a predicted model, not a curated record. Gene Ontology annotation, cellular component: endoplasmic reticulum-Golgi intermediate compartment; Golgi apparatus; endoplasmic reticulum. Bases 135 to 689 code for a protein of 184 amino acids.
CCAUUGCUUGCUUCUACCAACAGAUCUUCCUCUGUUUGAAUAAUAAUCUGCUGUAAAGCAAACCAAACCGAACCAAUCGCUGUUGAAUCCAGUCUGACUCACAGGAACCUAUAGGACAAGAACUUCUUGCAACAAUGAAACCUGAUGAAACUCCUAUGUUUGACCCCAAUCUACUGAAAGAAGUGGACUGGAGCCAGAAUACAGCUACAUUUUCUCCAGCCAUUUCGCCAGCAUAUCCUGGAGAAGGCUUGGUUUUAAGGCCUCUUUGUACUGCUGACUUAAACAGAGGUUUUCUUAAGGUACUGGGUCAGCUGACAGAGACUGGAGUUGUCAACCCUGAGCAAUUUAUGAAAUCUUUUGAGCACAUGAAGAAAUCUGGAGAUUAUUACGUUACAGUAGUGGAAGAUGUGGCUCUUGGACGGAUUGUUGCUACAGCAACUCUGAUAGUAGAGCAUAAAUUCAUUCAUUCCUGUGCCAAGAGAGGAAGAGUGGAAGACGUGGUCGUCAGUGAUGAAUGCAGAGGAAAGCAGCUGGGCAAACUGUUAUUAUCAACCCUUACUUUGCUAAGCAAGAACCUGAACUGUUACAAGAUUACUCUUGAAUGUCUGCCACAAAAUGUUGGUUUCUAUAAAAAGUUUGGAUAUACAGUAUCUGAAGAAAACUACAUGUGUCGGAGAUUUCUAAAAUAAAAAUAUUUUAAGAAGACAUCGCCAAAGAAGCUAAUGCAACAAGGCUACGUGUUAUACUCUUUUCUUGCUACAACUCAGUGACCUCUAAAAAUAUGGGACUGAAAAAACUGAGUGUAAUGCAAAUAUGGCAGAAAAUUAUGGGGGUUGGUGGUAUGGUUUUUAACCAAAGGAAUAUAUUUUUAACUUGAACUUUUUCUUGCAUUGUAUUUUUCUAAAGUUUGGCUUCAUUUCUUGGUACUCAUAAGGUAAUAAGGAGUUAAAGGUUUGCUCUCUGUACUGUUCAUUAAAAAAUAGGUACGCUGGUAAAAGCUGUGCGAGCCCCCAAUAAAAUGAUUUUUUUUAAAGGUAUGUUGAAAGGUGUUUAUCAAAUUUGAAAAUUACUAUAAAAUACAUAUAUAUAUAUAUAUCGUAUAAACUCAAGUAUUAGCCAACCCGAAUAUCAGCCAACGCACCUAAUUUUACCACAAAAACGGCAUUAAAAAUGUGCUGGAAAUACUUGGCUCAUACACGAGUAUAUAUGGUAUUCAAAUACGAGUUAGGUAUGUAUCAUUUCCCAAAUACUAAUUACAUGUAUCAGAUAAGUUAGAUAUGAUAAUUAAAUGUACAUUUCCAACAUUUUUCUUAAUACCUGCAAACAAUAUGGUCAGGUUAAAGGAGUAGACAUGAAAGUUAACUUAUAAAAUGUGACAAAAUUUAAAGUAAAACUAUUUGAAUGUAUAGCUAAGCAUUACGUACUGAAAAGCAAAUACAAUGGACUAAGAAUACUAUAUAACAGAAUUAGCAAAACUUGGUAUAUAUUUAUUUUCUUCCAAUGGUUAUUUGCAACCUCACCUGAAGUAACAUUUUUUUAAUGAAAAAAUGGAGUGUUACAAAAUUGAGUUAAAUGUAUCAACAGCAUCUGUUAUAUUUUUUGAGUGUUGGAAGCUUUUUUUCAUGUGACUGAUUAUAAAUGGUACUGAUCCUGGUUACUGCCCCAUUUCAGCUUUUUUAGGUUGAAGUACUUUUAUUAUUGGUUCUAAUUUGCAUUCCAUAUUACAUUAAAUCUGUUGCUAUGAUUUUGUUAGAA